AUGUCUGAACAAAGUACCCCCAUUUCUACAGCUACAACAAAUAGUGAAAAACCUGCUCCCACGUUGGCUGAGUUUGUUCGGAAGUACAAUAACAAGAAACUUGUUAAAUUUUUGCGUGAGAAUGAAGACGACCUGCAACUUGACGACACUGAUUUUGAAGUCUUACGCAGUGAAAAGGUUACUGGUCGUGUUUUUCUUAAUUCAACCAAGCAAGAUUUUAUAGAUUAUGGCCUGAAAGGUGGACCCGCGAAAUGUCUCGCAGACUUCGCCAAGGAAAUCAAAGAGAAAAAAUUAAAAAGCUUUUCAUCGUGCAAGACUAAGCAAGAGGUGAAAGAGGUUUUUAACAAGUUCGGAUACGAAGAUGCUGACAUAACAUCGAUUUUGCCAUUCAAACCAGAAAUUGUUGAAAUCGAUAGCAAUGAUGAAAGGCUUAAAUUCUGCAUAGAUGAUAUAAAACAGAAGAUAGAACUCUAUG
This is a messenger RNA of Racocetra persica, 475 nucleotides long. The record is from the annotation of a GenBank genome assembly. Lineage: Eukaryota; Fungi; Glomeromycota; Glomeromycetes; Diversisporales; Gigasporaceae.